AUGCCCUUGGGAUGGAGUUUCGAUCGCUCCCUGAUUAAGCCCUUCGAGAAUGAGGACGACGAAUGGUUUGACCAGUACCCUACUCAAGCAUGCUACGACAAUGCCCUUGGCAGCUCCUUUCGUGUUGCCCAUGCUCGGAACCUACGCCUCUACGAAGGUAAUCGUAACCCACUAGAACUAGCUCGAGAGUAUAAGCCCUUACG
Molecule: messenger RNA, 203 nt
Organism: Perkinsus marinus ATCC 50983
Lineage: Eukaryota; Perkinsozoa; Perkinsida; Perkinsidae
Exons: 1
Source: RefSeq, a predicted model, not a curated record